AUGUGCCUGCUCCUGCGCCCCCUGCUCCCGCGCCGCCAGCUCCCACUUGCCCCCCUGCGCCCCCUGCACCCCCUAGUGGUCCAAGAAAAAAAUAGCACACUUCUUUAUGUCUAUAUAGCCCGGCAAAGGUCCGAUUGCCUACCUGCAAUAUGCCAUUUAUUUCUUGGUCUGGGUGACCCCCUGCUCCCCCUGCUCCCACUGCCCCCUGCGCCGAGCCCGAAUGUGGCUCCUGGCUCGCUGCCGCUGGCCCCAAGUCAACAAAUUGUUGACAUUCUCUACGCUGUGGCUGGGCCAAGGCCUCUUGGCACCGAUCCUCGCGGUGAAUUAAGCAAAAGAUGUUCUGGUGAUCAAAGAGUCAAGUAA
Molecule: messenger RNA, 363 nt
Organism: Fusarium vanettenii 77-13-4
Lineage: Eukaryota; Fungi; Ascomycota; Sordariomycetes; Hypocreales; Nectriaceae
Exons: 2
Coding region: 1-363 (120 amino acids)
Source: RefSeq, a predicted model, not a curated record